Messenger RNA from Talaromyces amestolkiae, 903 nucleotides. RefSeq lists its product as uncharacterized. The coding region runs from base 1 to 903 and encodes 300 amino acids. The transcript is spliced from 3 exons. Gene Ontology annotation, cellular component: intracellular anatomical structure. The record is from RefSeq and is a predicted model, not a curated record. Lineage: Eukaryota; Fungi; Ascomycota; Eurotiomycetes; Eurotiales; Trichocomaceae. Gene Ontology annotation, molecular function: oxidoreductase activity, acting on NAD(P)H, oxygen as acceptor.
AUGUCUAUCAACAUCGAGACUGUCGCCACUCCCCAAAAGACCGCUCGCGGUCCUGCAGAGCCCGCCGACGCUUCGGCCGUCUACCUGGGCACCAAGAGCCGCAUGCCCGAGUUCGUGCUCACGGACAAGGUCGUCUGCGUAUCGGGCGCUGGUCGUGGUUUAGGCCUUGUCCAGGCCGAAGCUUUGCUGGAAGCUGGUGCCAUUGUUUACGCUCUUGACCGUUUGCCUGAGCCAAGCGAAGACUUCGCCCGCAUCCAAGCCAAAGCGACAACCCUCGGCACCAAAAUCGAAUACCGCCGCAUCGACGUGCGCGACACCGAGCUCCUCCACGCCGUCAUCGAAGAAAUCGCUAAUGUCGAGGGCCGCAUGGAUGGCCUCGUGGCCGCGGCCGGUAUUCAGCAGGAAACGCCCGCAUUGGAGUACUCGGCCAAGGACGCCAACACUAUGAUGGAGGUCAACGUGACUGGCGUGUUCAUGACUGCGCAGGCGGUGGCCAAGCAGAUGAUCCGAUUCGGAAACGGGGGAAGCAUUGUCAUGAUUGCUAGUAUGAGCGGGACUAUUGCGAACAAGUAUGAUGCUAACACUGAAAAGGGUCUCAUCUGCCCAGCCUACAAUGCUUCCAAAGCAGCCGUCAUCCAACUCGGCCGCAACCUCGCCGCCGAAUGGGGCCAGUACAACAUCCGUGUCAACACCAUCAGCCCCGGCUACAUCGUCACCCAGAUGGUCGAGAACCUGUUCGUGCAGUUUCCCGAGCGCCGCGAGGAAUGGCCCAAGCAGAACAUGCUGGGUCGUCUGUCGCGCCCUGAAGAAUACCGUGGCGCGGCGGUGUUCUUGGUCAGCGAUGCUAGUAGCUUUAUGACGGGAAGCGAUUUGCGGAUGGACGGUGGCCAUGCUGCUUGGUAA